UGCCUCUGCGCUGUGCAAUUCUCAUCGCCAAUAUGUCCCUUUCCAACAAACUGACCUUGGACAAGGUGGACCUGAAGGGGAAAAGGGUCAUCAUGAGAGUGGAUUUUAAUGUUCCUAUGAAGAACAAAGAGAUAACCAACAACCAGAGAAUCAAAGCUGCUCUUCCUAGCAUCAAAUACUGUUUGGAUAAUGGAGCUAAGUCUGUUGUUCUCAUGAGCCACUUGGGCCGGCCCGAUGGUAUCCCCAUGCCUGAAAAAUACUCUUUGGAGCCAGUGGCUGUGGAGCUCAAAUCCUUGUUGGGCAAAGAUGUUCUGUUUCUGAAGGAUUGUGUGGGUCCAGAAGUGGAGAAAGCCUGUACUGACCCACCUAACGGUUCCAUCAUUUUGCUGGAGAAUCUCCGCUUCCAUGUAGAAGAAGAAGGAAAAGGCAAAGAUGCUUCUGGGAACAAGAUCAAAGCAGAUCCAGCCAAAGUAGAAGCCUUCCAAGCUUCCCUCUCCAAGCUGGGGGAUAUCUAUGUCAAUGAUGCUUUUGGUACAGCUCACCGUGCUCACAGUUCCAUGGUGGGAGUGAAUUUGCCUCAGAAAGCAAGUGGUUUCCUCAUGAAAAAGGAGCUGACUUAUUUUUCCAAAGCCCUGGAGAGCCCAGAGAGGCCAUUCUUAGCCAUCUUGGGUGGAGCUAAAGUAGCAGACAAGAUCCAGCUGAUCAACAAUAUGCUAGACAAAGUCAAUGAGAUGAUCAUUGGAGGUGGGAUGGGUUACACCUUCCGCAAGGUGCUCAACAACAUGGAGAUUGGAACUUCUAUUUUUGAUGAAGAGGGGGCCAAGAUUGUCAAAGACCUGAUGGCCAAGGCUGAGAAGAAUGGUGUCAAGAUCACCUUGCCUGUUGACUUUGUCAUAGCGGACAAGUAUGAUGAGAAUGCCAAGAUUGGACAAGCCACCUUGGCCUCUGGUAUCCCUGCUGGAUGGAUGGGUUUGGACUGUGGCCCUGAGAGCAGCAAGAAGUAUGCAGAAGCUGUGGCCCGGGCCAAACAGAUUGUGUGGAAUGGACCUGUUGGAGUAUUUGAGUGGGAACCUUUUGCACAGGGAACCAAAGAGCUAAUGAACAAAGUGGUGGAGGCCACCAGCAGGGGCUGCAUCACCAUCAUAGGUGGUGGGGAUACUGCCACUUGCUGUGCUAAAUGGAACACUGAGGACAAAGUCAGCCAUGUGAGCACCGGGGGUGGGGCCAGUCUUGAGCUGCUGGAGGGCAAAAUCCUCCCUGGGGUGGCUGCUCUGAGCAAUGUCUAAAGGUUAGCGCUUUCCUGUCUGCUGGUUCCCGUGUACAACCCAUCAAAUUUGAACUGUCAGUACUUCCUGUCCCUCUCUCAUGGCCAUUAGGCAAGUUUCUCCCUCAAGACUCAACCAGUGGCCAGAAGAUGGGAUAAUGAGAGCCCCAGAAGUAACUCAACUCCUCUUGUUUCCUGGGUGUGCCUGUUGUCUAAUCUCACUUGAACUUACUUAGUCUGUCUAAACUAUUGUGGUUUGUAGAGUAUAAUAUAUGUAUAUAUUUAUAUUUUGCCUUUAGAAAGAAAAAAAGCAAAAGCCGCUGUUAGCCAUACUCUCUUGAAAUAGUUUGUUCUAUUCAGCUUUGUCAGCAGCUGUUUUUGUCAUUUCCCACACACAGUAUGGAAACAAGAAGAAACUCCAGUUUGAGGGGAAAAGUCAACCUGUUAAAUAAACAUCUCAUAAAAGUGCCAGCUCAAAAAAAAAUUUUCCCUAAUGACUCCCUUAUAAAAAGAACCUAUAUCUUCCAAAAUGUUUAUAGCAACUCUCUUUGUGGUAGCAAAGAACUGGAAAAUUGAGGGGGUCUUAUCCAUUGGGGAAUGGUUAAGGAAAUUAUGGUAUGAUUGUUAUAGAAUACUACUGUACCAUAAGAAAUAAUAAGCAGAUUAAUUUUUUAAAAAACUUAUAAAGAAUUACAUAGUACAAUGAACAGCAAAAAUGAAUAGAGUAGAACAAGAGAGUAUAUAGCUACAGAAUUAAUACUUGAAGAGUAACUUGUGAAUGUCACUUUCAAGAGAAUGAACUGAAAAAUGGAAACAAGUAAGACAUAAUCUAUAUAUACAUAUGUGGGGAGGAUAGGGAUAGGCUGAGAUACUUGUAAAUAAAUUCUAAUGAUAAGAAAAUGAAAAAAUAAAAGUAGUGUCCAGAAAAUUAAAAAAAAUUA
Molecule: messenger RNA, 2205 nt
Organism: Gracilinanus agilis (Agile Gracile Mouse Opossum)
Lineage: Eukaryota; Metazoa; Chordata; Mammalia; Didelphimorphia; Didelphidae
Product: phosphoglycerate kinase 1-like
Exons: 1
Coding region: 33-1286 (417 amino acids)
Biological process (GO): glycolytic process; gluconeogenesis
Cellular component (GO): cytosol
Molecular function (GO): phosphoglycerate kinase activity; ATP binding; ADP binding
Source: RefSeq, a predicted model, not a curated record